Molecule: messenger RNA, 1113 nt
Organism: Hevea brasiliensis (rubber tree)
Lineage: Eukaryota; Viridiplantae; Streptophyta; Magnoliopsida; Malpighiales; Euphorbiaceae
Product: ras-related protein RABA5e
Exons: 2
Coding region: 158-817 (219 amino acids)
Cellular component (GO): endosome
Molecular function (GO): GTPase activity; GTP binding
Source: RefSeq, a predicted model, not a curated record
CCUAUUAUCAUCAAUCCUCUACGCCCACAGCAUGUCUCUGCCAGGUUGACUUCCCACUGCCUCAUCCCCACCUCUCUCUCGGUCUCUCUCUCUCGUUCUCUCUCUCUCUAUCUUUCUCUCUCUCUCUUUCUCUGGAAGGACCAGAGCAGCAAACACCAUGUCGUCGGACGAUGAGGGAGGAGAGGAGUACCUUUUCAAGAUCGUGAUUAUUGGGGACUCUGCCGUCGGCAAAUCCAAUCUCCUGUCACGGUAUGCGCGGAACGAGUUCAAUUUGCACUCCAAGGCCACCAUAGGUGUGGAAUUCCAGACCCAGAGCAUGGAAAUAGACGGCAAGGAAGUCAAGGCUCAGAUUUGGGACACCGCCGGUCAAGAGAGGUUCCGUGCUGUAACUUCCGCUUACUACAGAGGUGCUGUUGGUGCUCUCAUUGUCUACGAUAUUAGCCGCCGCACUACUUUUAAUAGCGUUGAUCGUUGGCUUGAGGAGCUCAAGACUCAUUCUGAUACAACUGUGGCUAGGAUGCUGGUUGGGAACAAAUGUGAUUUAGAGAAUAUCAGGGAUGUUAGUGUUGAGGAAGGCAAAAGCCUUGCAGAAGCAGAAGGAUUAUUUUUCAUGGAGACAUCUGCCCUUGAUUCAACAAAUGUUAAAAAGGCUUUUGAGAUUGUUAUUCGAGAGAUUUAUAACAAUGUGAGCCGGAAGGUCCUGAACUCUGAUACUUACAAAGCUGAAUUGUCAUUGAACAGGGUAACUCUUGUUAAUAAUGGGACUGAUGGAUCAAAACAAUCUCAAAACUACUUUUCCUCCUGUUGCUCCAGGUGACCUCUGUUCUUCUCAUCUCAAAAUGGCAUACAAGUUCAGGGCUUUUUCGUGGUUGGUUUGUUGAUUUAAUUUGGGUGGUUGCUUUGUUUCUUGAUGAAUAUGUCUUCAGGUUCUUUAAUCGCAAAACAAGUUUAUACUAUAGAGAUAAAUUAUUUAGUUCAAUCCGAAAAAGGGCAGACAGGAAUUUGUGCUUUAGUUACAAGAAUUAUGUAAUCGUACAAUGAAGUGAAUGAUCACUUUUACUUUGUGAGCUAUCAUGUUUACUAAAGGGUCAAAAGUAACUAUUUUAUUUGUUA